AUGAAAGUUAAAUAAAUAAAAGAGAUAUUAGAUAAGCUUAAAGAAAAGUAUAGAAUGGAGAUGAACUAUAUUAAACUUAAGGAUAAAUUUAGGUGUGAAUUUUUUUUAAAUUCUCUUAAAAUAGCAGAAGGAUAGGGGAUAUCUAAAAAGUAUGCUAAAAAUGAUGCAGCAGCUAAGGCUUAUGAAAUUUUAAUUUAUUCUGAUUAUUCAUUCGCAAGAAGAACUGGAAUAAAGAUUCCAGAUGAAGAUUAUAAAUAACAGUUGGAACAGUAUGCUUUGAAGAAAAAUUUUAAAGUGGAUUUUCAAGAAGGAAUAAAAAAUGAAUUUGGAUAUUCAUAAUUUUUAAUUUAGUAUGGAGCAAGAACUUAAGUUGGUUAUGGAUUAAAAAUUAAAAAAUGUAUUAAUUACAUGUCUUAUUGUAUAUUAAAGAAACUUGAAUUUAGUGAAUAAGCGAAUUAAAUAAAAAAUUAAUAAGAAAAUACCUAAAAAGUUAAAUUUAUAAUUGUAAAAUAACAACCUAUAAAAUAAAGAGAAGAUUAAUAAAUAAAAAUAGAAGAUAAUCAAUCUUUAUUAUAACCUUCUCCUCAUAUUGCAAAUAUGAUAAAGGAAUUGAAGAUUUAACAUUUUUUAAAUAGUUUAAUAAUUUCAGAAGAUGUAUACAACUUUUUUAAUGAUUUCAUACUUUAGUUAUCUUCUUAGAAUGACUUUUUAUAUAGGACAAUAGGAUCAUUCACUACAAAAUCUAUACGUACUUUAAAACCAGAACUUGAUAUCUUGAUUAAUAUUCCUAAAGGUAAUUUUCAUUAGUUUGAAUAAUUUUUAGAUAAGACUUCAAAAUUAUUUUAAUAUAAAGUAUUCAGAAAUAAAAAACAUAUAUAAAUAGAAUUGCCAUUUUAAACAAAGAGUAAAUUCUUGAGAUGGACAUUAUCAUCUCUUAAAGUUAAUAUGUAUAUUAAAAAGAAGUUGACUUCUGAUUCUUUAAUUCAUGAUGAAUAUAUGAAAUAAUAUUAAGUGUAAUAUCUAUUAAAUAGAUAUUCAACUCAAUAUCUCUCAUUAAUUCAUCAAUGGAAAGAAGACUCAAAAAUUCCAUUAAAUUCAACCAUCUUAGACUAUUUAAUUGUUUAAGUCUCAAAUUAUUUCUAAACAAAAAAUCAUCCUUUUGUUGUAUUAAAAUAACUAAUAUUCCUAUUAAAAAAUGGAAUUCUUGAUGAUAUUCUAGAAUUUGAAAAAGGUGAAAUUGAACUAAACCCAUUUCUUUAAGCAAUUCCAGAACAUUAAAUUAUAUUUAUUAAAAAGAUAUCUGAUUAAAAUCGUAAAUAAAUAAAAGAAAUAGCUGAGUAAUAUGAUGAUAAGAAAAUUUAGAAUUGGAUAUCAAAUUAUAUGGAUUGA
Molecule: messenger RNA, 1389 nt
Organism: Paramecium primaurelia
Lineage: Eukaryota; Ciliophora; Oligohymenophorea; Peniculida; Parameciidae
Source: the annotation of a GenBank genome assembly